Molecule: messenger RNA, 929 nt
Organism: Mycetomoellerius zeteki
Lineage: Eukaryota; Metazoa; Arthropoda; Insecta; Hymenoptera; Formicidae
Product: 60S ribosome subunit biogenesis protein NIP7 homolog
Exons: 4
Coding region: 97-639 (180 amino acids)
Biological process (GO): ribosome assembly
Cellular component (GO): nucleus
Molecular function (GO): RNA binding
Source: RefSeq, a predicted model, not a curated record
CACGUGUGUUUGAGAUUGAAAUGUAAAGAGAUUUUACGUGGAGCUUUUAGAGAAUAAAUAAAUAAUUGAUUUCACAUCCUCCUUUAUAGUUUAAAGAUGAAGAAUUUAUCACACGCGAAAAUGAGGCUCAUAUUCCAGAAGCUAAUGAAGUACAUUGGCAAUAACAUAAAGAGCUUUAUUGAGCGGCCAGAUGGUCCUUACCACUUUCGGGAGAAAAAGGACAGGGUAUAUUAUGUGUCGCAGAAAAUUUUAUCGAUAGCGAAUAACAUAGAAUCUGAUAAUCUGUUAAGUUUAGGCACUUGUAUAGGCAGAUUCACAAAAUCAGGAAAGUUCAGACUACAUAUCACUGCGUUACACCAUAUAGCACCUUAUGCACAACACAAAAUUUGGGUAAAACCUUCGGCGGAGCAACAGUUCCUUUAUGGAAAUAACAUUAUGAAAUCAGGCCUUGCUCGUAUAACAGAAGGCAUUAAUCAAUAUCAAGGUGUCGUCGUAUUUUCCAUGAAUGAUUUGCCACUGGGAUUUGGCGUUGCUGCAAAAAAUACAGCUGAUUGCAAACAUGCAGAUCCUGUAGCAAUAAUUUGCUUUCACGAAGCAGAUAUUGGAGAUUACAUUCGUUCAGAAGACACAUUACUGUGACAAAGAUUUACAACUGUUCUUUCCUUUUUUUAAGAAAACGAAAUAUACCUAAUUUGUACAGCAAGUUUACUUAUUUUUUGCGUCUUAUAAUUUAGAUGUCUGACUUGUGUAAUAUUACGUAUAUUGAUGAGUUAAUAAAGUUGAGAGUUGCUUGUGUACAUUGACGUAUAAUAUGUGUAUAUAAUACACUCCAAUCAUGGCACGAAACAUUGCAUUUGUUUGUAAAACAAAAGAUUACGGUAGAUUAUAUUUUAUCUCCAUAUUUUUCUAUAAUCUUAUUACAAGCGAAC